GGACACGCUAGGAAGAAUGAAGCUGUUCUAAUGGAGGAUAACUUAGUCUUCUGAUGAAAGUAUUUUCUUGCUCAUCUCAUAAGAAAUGAGUGUUUAUUAACAGCCCAAGCAGCCAACUUUUGUUCUGUGCUUCGGGAGCUCAAGUGACUCCACUGAAACUCUGGCAUUUAUCACAGACAAAAUUAGGUCAGAAGAGAGCACAGAGGUACUGAAGUGAAAACAGAUAAAUUCAUCCUUAGAAGAGGAAAAAAAACUCUCCUCCGCGUAAGGGACCGAAGGGGCAAGUGGGAAAGGAGGGAGUAGCGCAAGCUGCACAGUGCUUUUCUACAGGAGUUGCAUGCAUGCUUACAAGCUUGGAGAGAUAAUUUGCCUACUCCUUUGCUUUCUCAUUGCCACUUACUGUAGCUGGAGACGGAUCUAACAACGCAGUCUGGGCUCUGUGCCAAAGGCUGGUAUUUCACAGCAGCGACCGCCUUACAGAUGAGCUGUGGGAAGCAGGAGGGAGACUCUCUUAGGGUGCCACUACUAUGGAGACACAGCUGGGCUGAACAAGAUUUGCUUCAAACGACAACAAGAGAGACAGAAAGUGUCUGGUUCGACCGCUGCCCAAGCAGGCAGUAACCAGAAGAGCUAGCAGCCAAUCCGGCCAUGCUGCACUGUUCGAAACCAGCUCUACAUCCCAGCCAAUCAGUGACAUCAUUGAUCUGGAAAAUAACACUUCCUGUAGAUGUCAGUUUAUGUCUGGUGUGCUGUCCCGUUAUUCUGGUGAUGCCACAUGCAGCAUCAAAUAGUAUUGGCAACUGGAAGAAGUCUUUUGGAAUAAGUCUGCAGUCGCACGGCUGGUGGUGUGGCACAGACGGAGCAAGGGUUACAUCAAGGCUGUUCUCUGGACCGUGCAAACAGUCUAGACCAAUGACCUGCAGCAUCAUGCCCUUUGAAGAAGAGGCAAGUUCGGUCACGACGAAGAAAAAUCAAGGCGUACCCUUUUUAACAAUAGGGAGCAGCUCGUGGCUGCAAAGAGGUGUACAGCACCUCUCCAUUUUGCAGCAAGACCACUUCAUAAUCUGCAGAGCAAGAGAGGCCAACUGUAGGAGCAUGGAUAUUGUGAUAUCCUCAGUGAUUUUCCCUCAGUGCCUGGGAAACCUGUGCAGUACAAAGCAGAGUUACCUACUGCAGCACGACUGGGUCCUUGAGAAACCAGAGGUGGUCUUCAUGGAGGCCCAAUAUCAUACUGUUUGGCUGAGUGAAUCUAGUAACUUGACUUCUCCCAGCAUCAAGCCUCCAUUUGACUGGGCUGAAAUCCCUUGGUAUUUCACUGUUUCUGAGCAUCAUUCUGUUGAAAAGUUUCAGUGUUGUUUAAAGAAGGGUUCAAGACCUAGCUCUUAAUAGAGUUGUCAUUCAAACUGAUUCUACUAUUGUGUUUUAGAUACCUUAUAAAAGAUAUCUGCAUUCAGCCAGAAAUGUGGGCACUGUGCCUUCUAUUAUCGUGCAAGUCUAUCAGUUAUGAUACUAGCACUGAAAUGCAUGUACCCUCUCCUCACCUGUUUUCCUAAGACUGUUUCUGUAUUCUUUUCUGAUCAAAUGCUUCAGAACUGAGAUUAUUUAUGAUCAAUGCUGAUUCAGUUGCUAGAGACACUGAAGAAUGAAUAUAUUCUUCAUAUUUAUUUGCAUUUUUCUAUGAUGCAGACUAAGAGGACUUUUUAUUUAAGCUAUCCAGUCUCUUCUUAGAACUGGCUUCCAGCUUCAGAUCACUAAAGGGAUAUUAUAUAUCUCUGAAAAAAUGAGCUUUAGCCAUUGAGGAACAGGGCAUGACUUCUCUCUGUCAGUAGUUCAGUUCAAAAGCACAUCUGCACAGCGAAUGAAAUUCCUGUUGACAGACACUCCCUGCUUAGUUGUGAGUGUUUUGGUACUAUGAAGUGUGAUAUCCUGCUUUGGGCACUGUACAGUAAAAAGAAUGCACAGUACAACUAUGAUGAUAAUUAGCGGUCUUGAAGAUCUGAUUUACAAGGAAAGUUUGAAUGAAGUGGAGUCAUUAGCCAAAUGUGCUAGGAAAGAUAAGAAUAACUCAUGCUGCCUUGAGGAAUCAUGGUAGACUAGGUGUUCCCUUGUGUUCUCUUCAGUCUAUCUUCCCAUUCCCUCCAUCAUUUCCUGUGCUCUCCUUUUACUGCACCCCCACAUGGACAGUUUUUUAACAUUUCAGGGAGAAUUUGUGAACAGAGUUUCUUAUUAUUAGGAUGUAAAAAGUUGUGCACAAAAAUUUAACUACUUUGAUCAUGACAAUAUGUUUAGCAAACUGAUCUGUAAGACAGGAGCUACUUUAAUGGAUGACAUUUGGGAAAAGAAGUCUCUUCAUCCUUUAUCAUAUGUCCUUUUUACAGUCAUUAUUUCCUAAUCCAGAGCCUGGACGCCUUCAUUGCUUUCUGAAAUGAGGAGGAACAAUCCUCCUGGAGCCCUUCAUCUGUGAGCAAAUUCACUGUGCUUUUUUUCCCCCAUCUGUAGGUCCACUGUCCUCAGAGGCGUCUGAAACAUUACACUGAAAAGUCAGUGGCAAAGCCCCACUUCAGUAAAGCUUAAAUAAAGGGGAGUACUUACUAGUGAAUUGUGGAUGAAAAAAAAAAAAAGUCUAAAAUCUGAAAUCCAAAACCUUAACAAAUUAUAAGGUUUUUCAGCUUCAGGAUGGCAACUUCCUAAAUGGCUCAGUAAAUGCAUAUGGGAAGUUCCUGUGUGUGAAGGGUAGUUGAAGGUAAAUUGGGAUUUGAACAUUUUGAUAAUUUUGUUUGGAUUUUGCUUUAGACUUUUGUUUGCUGCUAAAAGAAACAGACACAUGCAAUGCUUAGAUUGUGUGUCUAAUGAUAAACAAAUCCAUUUGCGGGUACGAAAGAUGAGUACAUGGUAUCCACGUUUUGCCAGUGGAUCCAAUAACAUACUAUGAAUGAGCCUGGAGAACACAGAAAGGAUGAACUCUUGAUAAAACCUAGUAAACUGCCAAGACCUUUUUAUGCUACCUAGAGCUGCAAUAAACUACUGUAUCUUCCUUUUAAAGAUGAUGGAUAGUGAAAGCUGACAAAUGCAUCAAAUACCAUCAGGGUUAUAUAGGUAGAUAAGAAAUGCUCAGAUUAUCUCCUUUGAUAUGAGCAGGGGAGUUUGUAUGGAAGAAUACAUCUCAACACCUGUUUGGUUCCUCCUAAGCAACUAGGUAUCUUACUCGUUAAGGGCUCAUCAUUUGCCUCAAUGACCUACAAGGCAAACUUACAGCCCCUGUCUGCCAGGGGCCUCUCAAACUGGAAAGCAAACACAGACAAGACAAAAUACACCGGGACAUCCAAACAAGUCUGUUAGAGCAAAUAGAAAACAUCAACAAAAAUAAACGGAGUUAAGGGAGCAGAAGGUGUGCUGGAAAUUUUUGUUGUCUUCAAAGGAAAUUAAGAAAAUUUCAGUUUGUGGUGUUCUGUA
Molecule: messenger RNA, 3453 nt
Organism: Cuculus canorus (common cuckoo)
Lineage: Eukaryota; Metazoa; Chordata; Aves; Cuculiformes; Cuculidae
Exons: 10
Coding region: 649-1386 (245 amino acids)
Source: RefSeq, a predicted model, not a curated record